Molecule: messenger RNA, 1896 nt
Organism: Spinacia oleracea (spinach)
Lineage: Eukaryota; Viridiplantae; Streptophyta; Magnoliopsida; Caryophyllales; Amaranthaceae
Product: endoplasmic reticulum oxidoreductin-1
Exons: 10
Coding region: 300-1706 (468 amino acids)
Biological process (GO): protein folding in endoplasmic reticulum
Cellular component (GO): endoplasmic reticulum membrane; endoplasmic reticulum
Molecular function (GO): FAD binding; protein-disulfide reductase activity; thiol oxidase activity
Source: RefSeq, a predicted model, not a curated record
ACACCACUCGUCAACUUUCCAACGCAACAUACACGUCACUCUCUCCGAAAGCCACGUCAUAUAAAAUCUAACGCGUCACCCCAACGCGCUACUUCUCUUCGUUUAUUAUGGCGUCCUUCUUCGAAAUAUCAUUAGUUCAUCGCACACAAAAAUUAAAUCCAAUUGCGCAUUAAAUCCAUGUGCGCGAUUACAUUACUACGUGCAUAAUUUGUGAGUAUAAAGUUUGAAUUUUCUGAAUUGUAAGGGAUUUUAUUUCUGGGUUUUGAUUGAAAGUUUUGAAGCAAGAUUUUGGGGUUUUAAUGGAUGAGAAGAAGAAGAGUGAGAGUGGCAUUAGAUGGAGAUGGGUGGCAAUGGUAGCUGUAAUUGCUUUAUUACUUGCGAUUAAUACGAAAGCUAGUUGGAAUUAUUUUCUUUGGAAUGAUAAUCAGAAUCCCAAUCGAUGUAAACAAGAGUCGUGUAAAUAUACAGGAAUGGUGGAGGAUUGUUGUUGUGAUUAUGAAACAGUAAACGUCCUAAAUGAAGAAGUUUUGAAUCCUUUGCUGCAAGAGCUUGUUACAACACCAUUUUUCAGAUAUUUCAAGGCUAAACUGUGGUGCGACUGUCCGUUCUGGCCUGACGAUGGGAUGUGCCGAUUACGUGAUUGCAGCGUCUGUGAAUGUCCAGAAAACGAGUUUCCAGAAACUUUUAGAAAGCCAUCUAAUGUCCUCAGGAAAGAAGAUUUGAUGUGCCAAGAGGGGAAACCCGAAGCUGCAGUUGACAGAACAUUAGACAAAAAGGUGUUCAGAGGCUGGGCAGAGGUUGAUAAUCCCUGGACAAGUGAUGAUGAGACCGAUAACAGUGAGAUGACCUAUGUAAACCUUCUUCUCAAUCCAGAACGUUAUACGGGAUAUACAGGUCCUUCAGCCAGGAGGAUAUGGGAUGCGAUAUAUUCAGAAAAUUGCCCAAGAUAUGCAUCUGGAGAGAUGUGCCAAGAGAAAAAGGUUCUCUACAAAUUGAUAUCUGGUCUGCAUGCCUCUAUUUCAGUUCAUAUUGCUGCAGAUUAUCUCCUUGAUGAAGCCACAAACACGUGGGGUCAGAAUUUUGAUGUGAUGCAUGAUCGGGUCUUGAGACAUCCAGAACGUGUUAGAAAUUUGUAUUUUACUUUCCUUUUUGUGCUCAGGGCUGUAACAAAGGCAUCAGACUAUUUGGAACAAGCUGAAUAUGACACUGGUAAUCAUGAAGAUGACUUGAAGACUCAGUCGUUGCUGAAACAACUGCUUUACAAUCAGAAGCUUCGGGCUGCAUGUCCACUUCCGUUCGAUGAAGCUAAGCUGUGGCAAGGGCAAAGUGGUCCUGAAUUGAAGCAGCAGAUUCAAAAGCAGUUUAGAAAUAUAAGUGCGCUAAUGGAUUGCGUAGGGUGUGAAAAGUGUAGAUUGUGGGGUAAACUACAAGUUCUUGGUCUUGGCACAGCAUUGAAGACCCUACUUUCAGUUGAGGGUGACAAUCACUUGAAUCAACCUUUGCAGUUGCAGUUGCAAAGGAAUGAAGUAAUUGCACUGUUAAACCUGCUUAACCGACUCUCGGAAUCAGUGAAACUGGUUCAUGAAAUGGCACCUUCUGUUGACAAGAUAGUCGGCCAAGUUUCAGGACCUCCCUCACAAAAAGUCGGCACAUUACAGAGAAUAUGGCAAUCAGUGAACGAUCUUAGGUCAAGGAAAUCGUCAUGAUAUAUCAUUUUCAGACGGCAAAUUUUGGUACCAUAUAUGGCACUAUGCGGAGUUUAUAGAUGUCUAGUUAGUAGUUAUACAAACACAUAUAUAUCAUAUAUGUACUGUAGACUGUAGUGAGCUUCUAAAUUUUUGUACAUUCAGAUCAAAUAUUUAGUGAACGUGUACAUUUUUGGACUUCUUAGCUUAA